AUGAUGGAAGCUCACCCGGAGCUGCGGAAGCAGACUUCCGUCCUCGGGUCCGUAUUUGAUGCCACCCUUCCUUUCACCAUAGGCUGUACCGCGGGCAUGUCUGCAGCCGUCUGCGUCCAACCCCUCGAUACCCUCAAAGUGCGCAUGCAACUCACGGUCCAGAGCACCGCCAGAACAUCCCAACUAGCUCUCGCCAGGAACAUUGUCGCACGAGAUGGGUUCUGGAGUCUCUACCAGGGCCUGUCUGCCGCCCUCCUGCGGCAGAUUGUCUACGGCAGCUUGCGACUUGGGUUUUUCAAUACUUUCGAGCAGCAGCUGACACGCCGAGCGCGAGAGCAACACACCACCGUGGGGUUUGGGAGCAGAGCACUGGCGGGGAUAACUGCGGGCGCACUUGCGGCAGUCAUAGGUACACCUACCGAAGUAGCUCUCAUUCAGAUGCAGGCAGAUAGGAUGAGGCCGGUCGCCCAACGGAUGAACUAUACUUCUGCCGUUGACACCAUCCGACGCCUCGUGAAGCAGGAGGGUAUCGCAAGCCUGUGGAAGGGCACAAGCCCUACCAUCAUCCGGGCCAUGUCGACCAACUUUGGCCAGCUCGCCUUCUUCUCCGAGUCAAAACACCAGAUCCAGAAGUACUCAGCCAUGUCGGUCGAGAAUCGAACCAUCCUCGCUGCCACCAUUGCCGGCUUCGCCAGUUCACUCAUAAGCCAGCCCUUCGAUUUCGUCAAGACGCGGCUGCAGAAUCAAGCCCUGAGCAACUCGGCGACGGGACUCACAAGGUACUCGGGCAUCUUGGACUGCUUUAUGAAGAUCUUCCGGGCCGAAGGUGGGACCCGGUUCUAUCGCGAUUUCUGGCCGUACUUCUUGAGAGUCGCCCCUCAGUCGUUAAGUGUCAUAUUCCAUACGUUGAAUUACUGCUCAAGGGCCGGUUCUAACAGUCAAGGUAAAACCAUUAGGAUCAUUGCUCUGUUCUUGUCGGACUGGCUUGCUCAAGAGGUCAAGAGGCUGAGGUGA
Messenger RNA from Thyridium curvatum, 1014 nucleotides. RefSeq lists its product as uncharacterized. The transcript has a single exon. The record is from RefSeq and is a predicted model, not a curated record. Bases 1 to 1014 code for a protein of 337 amino acids. NCBI's taxonomy places the organism in Eukaryota, Fungi, Ascomycota, Sordariomycetes, Thyridiales, Thyridiaceae. Gene Ontology annotation, molecular function: oxoglutarate:malate antiporter activity.